CGACGUUAUGCAGCUGCAGGACGGUUCCCCGUGCCACUAAUGUAUCGCUAUUACGGUUGUCACUAUUUGGGUGCGGCACAUGGUGUGAUGGGCAUUUUACAGAUGUUACUUUGCUUUUCUGAAUUUCUGGAUGGUCAAGCGAAAAAGGACACCAUAGAAACUCUGGAUUGGAUUGUGUCGCUUCAGCUGAAGAAUGGUAACUUCCCAGCAGAGGUGGAAGAACGGGGUAUCGAUCUUGGUGAAGAUGAACUGGUUCACUGGUGUCACGGUGCCACCGGAUCUGUACAUCUGAUGAUUGUUGCAUAUUUACGUACUCAUAACGAGCAUUAUCUGAAGGUCGGUGUCACAUUUCACAUGUUUUUGUGUGAUGUUCCAUCUCGCUUCAUUUUUUAUUUGGCAGUAUAA
Messenger RNA from Gongylonema pulchrum, 405 nucleotides. The record is from the annotation of a GenBank genome assembly. Lineage: Eukaryota; Metazoa; Nematoda; Chromadorea; Rhabditida; Gongylonematidae.